GUGCAGGCAUGACUGUCAAUCUACCAAAGAAAUCACAAAUUUGUUGCGUGCACUCCACCAUUUAUAUCAUUUUUUGAGUCCAAAAUCGACAACUACAUGAUCUGCACCCCAUGCAUAUAUCAUUAAUAUCUCUAGGGUCUUGUUUAAGUAGUUCUGUCUAUGAUUUGAGCUCUCUUAAUCCUCAAACUAGAAUUCUGAUCUCCCAGUACAUAUAUCUCUUUCUAUUGGUUUAGUUAAUCAACCUCACAAAUGGAGUUGGGCAGUAUUCUGCAGUUCUUAGAGAACAGGUCCAUUCUUGUCACUGGUGCCACUGGCUUUUUGGCAAAGAUUUUUACUGAGAAGAUUCUUAGAGUUCAACCAAAUGUGAAGAAACUCUAUCUUCUAUUAAGAGCUGCAGAUUCAAAGUCAGCCAUGCUACGUUUCAAUACUGAGGUGAUGUCAAAGGAUUUGUUCCGUAUUCUUAAAGAAAAAUGGGGUGGAAAUCUAAAUCCCCUAAUUUCACAAAAAGUAAUUGUUGUGGCUGGUGACAUUACUUGUGACAACUUGGGCGUUAAAGAUUCCUAUCUGUUGGAGGAAAUGUCGAAAGAAAUAGAUGUUGUAGUUAAUUUAGCUGCAACAACCAAUUUUGAUGAAAGAUACGAUGUUGCUAUUGGAAUUAAUACAUUUGGAGCAAAACAUGUUUUGGAUUUUGCUAAAAAUUGUGCCAAGCUAAAGGUUCUUGUUCAUGUAUCAACUGCUUUUGUAUCUGGUGAGAUGGAGGGACUAAUAAAAGAGGACCCUUACAAGUUGGGCGAAACACUGAAUGGGACAUCUGGAUUGGACAUUGAUACAGAGAAGAAUGUGGUAGAGGAAACAUUGAAUCAUCUAUCGAUAUGCAGAGCAAGGAAGUAUGGGUGGCCAAAUACUUACGUAUUUACAAAGGCAAUGGGGGAGAUGCUUUUGGGACACUUGAAAGAUAAUAUACCUCUUGUUAUCAUUCGUCCUACAAUUGUCACUAGUACUUACAAAGAGCCUUUUCCUGGCUGGGUUGAAGGUGUCAGAACAAUUGAUAGCUUAGCUCUUGGUUAUGGUAAAGGUAAGAUAACUUGCUUCCUUGGCGAUCCCAAAACCAUAAUUGACGUGAUUCCAGCAGAUAUGGUGGUGAAUGCAAUAGUGGUAGCCAUGGUGGCUCAUGCAAAUCAACCUAAUGAGAGCAUUUACCACGUUGGAUCUUCGGUUUCAAACCCUGUGGAGUUUACUUGGCUUCAAGAUUAUGGCUUUCAAUAUUUCACCAAACACCCGUGGAUAAAUAAGGAUGGCAAGCCAGUCAUUGUUGGCAAGGUCACGGUGUUGAGCACCAUGGAUAGUUUCCGUCGAUACAUGGCAGUUCACUACUUGCUUCCAUUGAAGGGAUUACAAAUAGUAAAUGCAGCAUGUUGCCAGUACUUUCAAAGCACGUAUCUUCAAAUGUAUCGGAAGAUCAAGUUUGUAAUGAGGUUAAUAGAACUUUAUGGGCCUUAUUUGUUCUUCAAAGGAGUUUAUGAUGACAUGAAUACAGAAAAACUGAGAAGAUCAGCUAAAGAAAGCUGUGAGGAGACUGAUGUUUUCUACUUCGAUCCCAAAAGCAUUAAUUGGGAUGAUUACUUCAUGAAUACUCACAUUCCUGGCGUAGUGAAAUACGUUUUCAAAUGAUUUACUGAACAAAGCGAAAGCGUGAUUUGGAGAUUGCCAACUAGAUCAUUAUAAUUUAUUUAUGGCAGAUUAAAGUGUACAAGUGAUGCUUAAUAUUCUAUUAUUUGAAUUAUCGUAUAAUUUGUAUCUAUUGAUUGCCACGUUGAUAUCUUAAAUGAGUUGUUUGAAAAAAUAUGUUGAAGAUUGUGGAUGUACGUAGGGUGACGUGAUAUCAAUACAGAAUAUAUGAACAAGCACCUAAAGUAA
Molecule: messenger RNA, 1917 nt
Organism: Olea europaea var. sylvestris
Lineage: Eukaryota; Viridiplantae; Streptophyta; Magnoliopsida; Lamiales; Oleaceae
Product: fatty acyl-CoA reductase 3-like
Exons: 10
Coding region: 250-1671 (473 amino acids)
Biological process (GO): long-chain fatty-acyl-CoA metabolic process; suberin biosynthetic process
Cellular component (GO): intracellular membrane-bounded organelle
Molecular function (GO): alcohol-forming very long-chain fatty acyl-CoA reductase (NADP+) activity
Source: RefSeq, a predicted model, not a curated record